This is a messenger RNA of Colletotrichum aenigma, 1827 nucleotides long. It is a transcript of the gene vma-1, whose product is annotated as V-type proton ATPase catalytic subunit A. Gene Ontology annotation, cellular component: fungal-type vacuole membrane; proton-transporting V-type ATPase, V1 domain. Gene Ontology annotation, biological process: proton transmembrane transport; ATP metabolic process. The transcript is spliced from 7 exons. The record is from RefSeq and is a predicted model, not a curated record. Gene Ontology annotation, molecular function: ATP hydrolysis activity; proton-transporting ATPase activity, rotational mechanism; ATP binding. Bases 1 to 1827 code for a protein of 608 amino acids. NCBI's taxonomy places the organism in Eukaryota, Fungi, Ascomycota, Sordariomycetes, Glomerellales, Glomerellaceae.
AUGCCUCCUAAGCAGAAGAAAGACAGCAAGGACGAUGAGUCUCACACCGGCAAGAUCUUCUCGGUCUCUGGACCCGUCAUUGUCGCCGAGGACAUGAUUGGUGUUGCCAUGUACGAGUUGGUCAGAGUCGGUCACGAUAACCUGGUCGGUGAAGUCAUUCGUAUCAAUGGCGACCAAUGCACAAUUCAGGUCUACGAGGAGACUGCUGGUGUCACUGUCGGUGACCCCGUCGUUCGCACCGGAAAGCCUCUGUCCGUCGAGCUUGGCCCCGGUCUGCUCAACGGUAUCUACGACGGUAUUCAGAGACCCCUCGAGAAGAUUAGCGAAAUGUCCAAGACCAUUUACAUCCCUCGCGGUAUCGCUGUUCCCGCCCUCGACCGUACGAAGAAGUGGGAAUUCGUUCCCUCCCUGAAGGUUGGCGACCACAUCUCUGGUGGUGACGUUUGGGGUACCGUCAACGAGAACUCCUUCAUUUCCACCCACAGAAUCCUGUUCCCUCCCCGCGCUCGCGGUACCAUUACCAAGAUCGCCAGCAAGGGCAGUUACACUGUUGAGGAGAACCUCCUCGAGGUCGAGUUCGACGGCAAGAAGACCGACUACCCCAUGAUGCAGUCGUGGCCUGUGCGAGUUCCCCGUCCGACCACCGAGAAGCUUCAGGCAAACGAGCCCUUCGUCGUCGGUCAGAGAGUGCUGGACGCUCUGUUCCCCGGUGUCCAGGGUGGUACCGUUGCCAUUCCUGGUGCUUUCGGUUGCGGCAAGACUGUCAUUAGUCAGUCUGUGUCCAAGUUCUCCAACAGCGAUGUCAUCGUCUACGUUGGAUGCGGUGAGCGCGGUAACGAGAUGGCCGAAGUCUUGAAGGAUUUCCCUGAGCUCACGAUUGAGGUCGACGGCCGCAAGGAGCCCAUCAUGAAGCGCACCACCCUUAUCGCCAACACCUCCAACAUGCCUGUCGCUGCCCGUGAGGCUUCCAUUUACACUGGUAUCACCGUCGCCGAGUACUUCCGUGAUCAGGGUCUGAACGUCGCCAUGAUGGCUGACUCCUCUUCUCGAUGGGCCGAGGCUCUUCGUGAAAUUUCCGGUCGUUUGGGAGAGAUGCCUGCUGACCAAGGUUUCCCUGCUUACCUCGGUGCCAAGCUCGCCAGUUUCUACGAGCGUGCCGGCCGUGUCAAGUCUCUUGGUUCCCCUGAGCGCCAUGGCAGUGUCAGCAUUGUCGGUGCCGUCAGUCCCCCUGGUGGUGAUUUCUCCGAUCCCGUCACGACAUCCACCCUCGGUAUCGUACAAGUUUUCUGGGGUCUCGACAAGAAGCUCGCCCAGCGCAAGCAUUUCCCCUCCAUCAACACCUCGCUCAGUUACUCCAAGUACACCAUGGUCCUCGACAAGUGGUACGAGAAGGAGUACCCCGAGUUCCCCCGCUUGCGUGACCGCAUCAAGCAGCUCUUGUCCGACUCCGAGGAGCUUGACCAGGUCGUGCAGCUGGUCGGAAAGAGUGCGCUGUCUGACCCCGACAAGAUCACUCUGGAUAUCGCCGCUCUCCUGAAGGAAGACUUUUUGCAGCAGAACGGUUACUCAGACUACGACCAGUUCUGCCCUCUGUGGAAGACUGAGUGGAUGAUGAAGUUGAUGGUCGGUUUCCACGACGAGGCGCAGAAGGCCAUUGCCCAGGGACAGAGCUGGGCCAAGGUUCGUGAGGCCACCUCCGACCUGCAGUCCAAGCUGCGUCAACUCAAGUUCGAGGUUCCCACCGACGGCGAGGAGGUCAUUACUAAGAAGUACGAGGAGAUCCAGCAGCAAAUGUUGGACAAGUUUGCCUCUGUUGUUGACGAGUAA